GAAUUCCGACUGUGAAAAGGGACAAACAAAGUUAUUUAAUGACGACUCUCCAAAAUUUGAUGGAAGCCAUGAGUAAAUCAGAAGCUGAUGACUCCAUAGUUAUUGUUUUUGUGGCAGAAACCGAUUUGGAUUAUGUGCUUUUAGUUGCUAAACAAAUAGAGUUGAGGUUUCCUAAACAGGUUUCCUCUGGUUUACUAGAAGUCCUAGCACCACAUCCCUCCUAUUAUCCAAAUUUGGACAAAUUAAGGAUAACCCUAGAUGAUCCUAUCGAACGAGUCAGAUGGAGAACGAAGCAAAAUUUGGAUUUUGCCUAUUUAAUGACCUAUGCUCAAACUAAGGCCACGUUUUAUGUACAAUUAGAAGACGAUAUCUUGGCUAAGAAAAAUUUUAUUUCUUCCAUGAAGAAUUAUGCCAUCGAAAAAACCGCGAGGAAGGAACCGUGGUUCGCGUUGGAUUUCUGCCAACUGGGAUUUAUUGGUAAAAUGUUUAAAUCAGCCGAAUUACCAUGGUUAAUCACAUUUUUCCAAAUGUUCUAUAAUGAUAAACCUGUGGACUGGUUACUGGAUCAUCUUAUUUCCACAAAAAUAUGUAAUUGGGAAAAAGAUAGUAAACAUUGUAAGAAAGAAAAGGCCAAAGUGUGGAUACAUUACAAACCCAGUUUGUUCCAACACAUUGGAAUGCAUUCGUCUCUCAAAGGAAAAGUUCAAAAGUUGAAAGAUAAACAAUUUGGAAAAGUACCUCUGUACAUUCCUCACAAAAAUCCUCCAGCUGAUGUCCAGACAGGAAUAGCAGCCUACAAGCAGAACACUUUGGCAAAAGCUUAUGCAGGAGAGGGAUACUUCUGGGGUCUUUUGCCAGAACCAGGAGAUAGUCUUCUAUUUAAAUUUAAACAACCAAUUGCAGUAAAGAGUUAUCUUUUCCGAAGUGGCAACGCAGAACAUCCAUCAGACAGAUUCUACAAUACUACUGUAGAGGUUUUACCAGCAUCUCCAAAAGUAAUUUAUGAUGUCGGAUCUCGCUACAAUUCCACAAAUGAUGGUUUUAUAAUUGUAAGUAAGUUUGAUUCUACUGGUCUAGCUUAUGGUACUCUGGACGACCCUAUUUGGAAAAUUGCUGCUAUCAGACUUAAGGUACAUGCUGAUUCUGAAAACUGGGCGAUACUAAGCGAGAUCCAUAUAGUAAGUGAUGAAAACAGGUGACCUUUUAUCAAAAUCGAUAAAAACGAAAACAAAACUCGUCCGAGAGUCCUAGACAACCCAUCUGACAUAUCAAAUUUUGGUGCACUUGCAAAAACUUUAAAAUCCAAAGGAAUCAACGACUUCGAGACAACUAUCUCCAAUGCCAUAAGAAAAUUGAGAACUUCAUCCCAAGGAUUUUAUAAAACAGGUUUUAUAGAUUUUAAUGAAACAGAAUCCAAAAAAGGUGGUAAGAAUUUUAGUAGUAUAGUUAAUAAAACUGGAAAUGAUGAUAAUUUUAAUAGACGACUAGUGAAUUCAUCUCCAAAUAGAGUUAGUACCGAAUUUAAUAUUGCCAGUAGAAAUUUGAGCAACAAUGCUUCGAAUUCAAAAGAUUUUAUAGACAAUGCUAUAGAUAAUAUAGAUAUUAACGAUUAUAUACAAAUUACACCUAAACCAAGUAAAUCAUCUAUUAUCUCGCAAUAUUACGAAUUGGCAAGAUUUAGAGUCCCCAAAAAUCAAAAUUUGUCUGAAACCAUGAUAGCUUGAGAGUAUUGAUCUGUGAUAAAUUUUGUAAAUUUUGAAAGAGUAUAAAUAUAAUUAUGUAUUAUAAAUAAAUUGUGCAAUGAUGUAGAUGUGUGUAUGUUUAACUGUUUUGGUGUGUUUGUCGUUUAUUAAAUCAUACACAUGGUAAUUGUAUAUUUAAAAUAAAUAUUUUUGUGCACAAUUUAUAAGUAAAUGUGAUGUCGAAAGAAG
Messenger RNA from Ctenocephalides felis (cat flea), 1931 nucleotides. RefSeq names its product alpha-1,3-mannosyl-glycoprotein 4-beta-N-acetylglucosaminyltransferase A-like. Gene Ontology annotation, molecular function: acetylglucosaminyltransferase activity. Gene Ontology annotation, cellular component: endoplasmic reticulum; Golgi stack; endoplasmic reticulum-Golgi intermediate compartment. The record is from RefSeq and is a predicted model, not a curated record. Gene Ontology annotation, biological process: protein N-linked glycosylation. NCBI's taxonomy places the organism in Eukaryota, Metazoa, Arthropoda, Insecta, Siphonaptera, Pulicidae.